CUAAUGAUCCUAGAGGAAUGGCGGCUAUUCGUGCUGGAAUGAAGCUUUGGACAGACUCAACUUGUGUUCGAUUCAAGCCACGAACAAACGAGAGAAACUAUGCUCAUUUUUACAUUGGAGGAGGUUGUUCUUCGUAUGUCGGUCCAGUUGGCGGAAGACAAAUGAUUUCUUUGGCAAGAGGAUGCUGGCAGCAAAGUAUUGUUUCUCAUGAGAUUGGUCAUUGUCUUGGGUUCUACCAUGAACAGUCCCGUCCUGACAGAGAUAAUUACGUCGAAAUUAUUUGGGCAAAUAUCCCUCAAGGUACUACAGCACCAGUAACACCAGGGCCUGUCACUCCGGCGCCACCAACUCCAAGACCACCAACCUGUGUUGACAAGGAUAAUAGAUGCACAUAUUGGACUUCGUACUGCAACUCCAAUAACUACGUAAAGACAAACUGCUUGAGGACAUGUGGAAGAUGUGGAGGUGGCU
Messenger RNA from Exaiptasia diaphana, 471 nucleotides. RefSeq names its product low choriolytic enzyme. Gene Ontology annotation, molecular function: zinc ion binding; metalloendopeptidase activity. Gene Ontology annotation, biological process: proteolysis. The record is from RefSeq and is a predicted model, not a curated record. NCBI's taxonomy places the organism in Eukaryota, Metazoa, Cnidaria, Anthozoa, Actiniaria, Aiptasiidae.